Molecule: messenger RNA, 1964 nt
Organism: Trichoplusia ni (cabbage looper)
Lineage: Eukaryota; Metazoa; Arthropoda; Insecta; Lepidoptera; Noctuidae
Product: gustatory receptor for sugar taste 64f-like
Exons: 10
Biological process (GO): detection of chemical stimulus involved in sensory perception of taste; sensory perception of sweet taste
Cellular component (GO): membrane
Molecular function (GO): sweet taste receptor activity
Source: RefSeq, a predicted model, not a curated record
AUGUCCAGCAAAUUAUUCCUGAAGACGUUUAAGUUGGAGAAGAAGCAGAUCUUUAGAAGGCGAGAGGUCUGUGGGCUGCACUCCACCAUCAGAGGAACUUUGUUCUGCAGCAGGCUGAUGGGGCUGUUACCUUUAUUUGGGUUAUGUAACCCAAACAGUCAGAAGUUAAGGUACUCGCUCCGGUCUCCGUACACCAUAUACUACGGCAUUAGUCUCUUUGGGCAGAUAUUGAUGUUUGUCAUGACUUUCUCAUGGCUCACACAGAAUGGGAUUUCGCUUUCGAACAUCACAAACUCCAUGUUCUACACAUCAAGCCUCAUAUCAUUCUUGAUUCUGGUGCACAUCGGUCGCUCGUGGCCGGCGCUGAUGGUGCAGGUCGAGGCUAUAGAGGCCAAGCUGCCACCACUUACUACAAACGUAUCCACUAAGAGCAAUAUCACUAUGAUAUUCAUAUUGACAGCUGCUUUAGUGGAACAUAUCUUGUCAGCUUACUAUGGUUUCACGGUGGCGUACGCGUGUGACUCAAGCAACAUCGCUGAGAAUUACUUUAAGUUCAACAUGCCGUGGAUCUUCGAUUACACGCCCUAUAAUGUAUGGAAAGGGGUGCUUAGUGAGAUUUUUAACCUGCAAUCUACAUUCAUCUGGACAUAUAACGACCUGCUUAUAAUGGUGAUAAGUAUAUACUUGACUGAACACCUGAAGGUGCACAAUGAACUCCUGAAGAAUGCAGCUGUUCAGGAACAUUUCGCUUGCGACGAAUUCCGGACACAAUAUUUGAAUAUUGUGCGCCUAGUAAGACUUAUUAACGGACAAUUCGGUAUUUAUAUUCUGACGUCAUUCGGAAGCAACUUGUAUUGGAUCUGCACUCAAUUAUUCUACAGCCUCAACCAAACUCAGACUGGACAUUUCAUAGCGUGCACAUUCAAAGGUCCCCAGGGAUCCAAGUAAGUGGAAAACUACAAUACUUAGAUAAUUUUGUACGUUUUUUUCCUCAGAGCUCUAAACGGCAUAGAGCACUCCAUAUACUUCACGUACUCCUUCUCGUUCCUGUUGCUCCGGACGCUGCUGGUGCUGCUGCUGGCCGCCAGGAUCCACUCCAACUCGGUGACCCCGCUCUUCAUACUGUACAGAAUACCUAGCUCCAGGUUCCAUGUUGAGGUGGACAGAUUUAUUUCCCAAAUAAAUAACCUGAAAGUGGCCAUGAGUGGUCUGGACUUCUUCUACGUUACGAGAACUAUGAUUUUAACCCUACUUGGAACUGUAGUGACGUACGAGUUGGUGCUGUUGCAAUUUAACAGAUAAACUUAUAAGAAUUAUUUCAUCGAUGAAUCAUUCAAGAUUUUGGAGUUAAAUAAAUUGUGUAACUAGUGUGUUGUAUCAAUAUUUUGUUAUUAAAAGUAUUCAUUUCAAUCGAAAUAGUACAAUAAAGUGGUAGUCUAUUUCCUUGAUUUAUUUGUACCUAGAUAUACCUCAUUACAUACAUAAUAAUAUGCAUAUACCAUAUACCUUGACUAUAAUGCGUAGCAAAAGUUGUUCUGGCAAAUUCAUGUUUCUUUUUGCUUGCUUUAGAGAUCUAUAGACGCAUAUAUCGAAGCAAACAAAAACACAGUGUGGGCGCUAAUAACUCUACAUUUUGAAAAGUCUUUAGUUUAAAAAAGAACUUUAAAAUAAAUUAUUCAUCACAUCCAUUGUCUUUGCAUACACAUUUCACAUUUAAGUAAGGCCGCUUACAAGAUUACGUUACGAUAACAUUCAGUUAAUACAAUGUUAGCUCAGCUUCACAAUCGUUAAACCAUUAUCGUAUGAAUAACAUUGAGCAAAAUUUUUGGGAACAGGGUCCGUGGAAGUGUUAUCUAGAUCUAAAAAUAGAGUAUCAUUUAUGGAAUUUUAUUUCGGCGGGUAAUCUGAGUGACGGAAUUAAUUGAAUACCUAAAUUUAAUCUUCUGCCCACCUUUCAAAAAUAU